CGAAAGGCAAGAAGUUGAAAAAGGAGGGAAAAUCCAGAAACCCUACAAAUUGAUUCUCUCACCUAAUCUUUACAAUGGCGAGGCUUCUGCGAAGUGCUUCCUCUCUCCGACGCUACAUGUAUCCGCAAUUGCAGGAAUCCGGGUUUAUUCAGCUGCGUCAAUUUUCCACCAAAGGUAAAAGGAAAACAAAGAGUGCUGCAAGUGACUCUGGAGAAGAGAAUAUGUCCAAGAAAGACUUGGCUCUAAAGCUAGCAUUAGAUCAGAUCACAAAAUCAUUUGGAGAUGGAUCCAUAAUGUGGCUUGGCAGGGAUGAUUCACAUACGCAUCACCCUGUGCUUUCCACAGGAUCGUUUUCUUUGGAUGUUGCGUUGGGAAUAGGAGGAUUCCCGAAGGGGCGUGUAGUGGAGAUAUAUGGUCCUGAGGCUUCUGGAAAAACAACCCUUGCAUUACACUUGAUUGCAGAGGCACAAAAACAGGGAGGUUAUUGUGCCUUUGUUGAUGCCGAGCACGCACUUAAUCCCUCUUUGGCUGAGGCCAUUGGAGUAAAUACCCGAAAUUUGCUGAUAUCACAACCAGAUUGCGGUGAGCAAGCACUCAGUCUGGUGGACACCCUUAUCCGAAGUGGUUCAAUUGAUGUUGUUGUUGUGGAUAGUGUAGCUGCUCUGGUUCCGAAAGGUGAACUAGAUGGUGAAAUGGGAGAUGCUCACAUGGCUAUGCAAGCUAGACUUAUGAGCCAGGCACUACGGAAAAUAUGCCACUCUUUAUCCCUCUCGCAGACCAUAUUACUAUUUACAAAUCAGGUCCGGGCAAAGCUAUCCACUUUUGGAUUUGGUGGACCCACUGAAGUCACUUGUGGUGGGAAUGCCUUGAAAUUUUAUGCUUCGGUACGUCUAAAUAUCAGGAGAACAGGAAUGGUCAAGCAAGGAGAAGAGAUCACAGGAAGCCAAGUUGCUAUAAAGAUUGUGAAAAACAAGCAUGCACCUCCAUUUAGAACGGCAGAGUUCGAGCUCGAGUUUGGGAAAGGCAUUAGCCGAGAGUCCGAGCUUAUAAACUUAGGAUGCAAACACAAGUUCAUCACAAAAUCAGGCUCGUUCUUGAAAAUGAACGACCAAAACUUCCACGGUCAGGACGCACUCAAGCAACAUCUUUCUGAAAAUGCGAGUGUAAGAGAAGAACUGGAGAAGAAGCUAAGGGAUAAGCUUCUGCAUAUGGAACCCGAUCAUGAAGACAAAUCUCAUAAUGAAGAAGCUCUUGCUGCAUUAGACAUAACAGAUGAAGAAUCUCUUGCUGCAGCUGUAGUUGUAGCGUAGGCGUGUAGGGCCAGUCAUUGCCUUCUCGUGCAUCAAUUGAUUUCUCCAGUAGCAGUUAUUCUGAUAGUGUAAUCCUAUUAUUAUAUCAGAUUCAGAUUGUGGAGUUAACAAAAAAUUUGUGAUUUGAAAGAGGCAUAUUGCGCAAUUUGUUUGAUUUUUCUAUGCUUCUAGUGUCAAUCGCAUCUGCAUUAUGUACACUAGUAAAUUGCCUGUAUAUUCAAC
Molecule: messenger RNA, 1532 nt
Organism: Salvia hispanica
Lineage: Eukaryota; Viridiplantae; Streptophyta; Magnoliopsida; Lamiales; Lamiaceae
Product: DNA repair protein recA homolog 3, mitochondrial-like
Biological process (GO): DNA repair
Molecular function (GO): ATP hydrolysis activity; ATP-dependent DNA damage sensor activity; ATP binding
Source: RefSeq, a predicted model, not a curated record